AUGGUUUCUAUACGAUGUGUAUUAGCUGUUGCUGCAAUCAAUAACUGGUUUAUUCAUCAAAUUGAUGUUAAUAAUGCUUUCUUACAUGGUGAUUUAUCAGAAGAGGUCUAUAUGAAACUUCCUCUAGGUUAUGGACCAAAGGACAAAAUUGAUUUGGUUUGCAGACUUCAUAAGAGUCUUUAUGGGUUGAAGCAGCUUCCAGACAAUGUGUAUGUAGAUGAUAUUAUAAUUGCCAGCUCCAGCAUUGCUUCUAUCACUACCAUCAAACAUUUUCUUCAUUCCACUUUUCAAAUCAAGGAUCUUGGUUGCUUACGGUAUUUCUUGGGACUUGAAGUUGCUCGAUCUUCCAACGGUAUAUUUCUUUGUCAACGUAAGUAUACGUUGGAUGUUUUGCAAGAUACAGGUUUUCUUGGUUCUAAACCUAUUGCUUUCCCCAUGACUCAAUAUCUUAAACUUUCUCGAUUUGAGGGUGAUUUGCUUUCGGAUCCUUUACAAUAUCGCCGUCUUAUUGGAAGAUUAUUAUAUCUCACAAUUACAAGACCAGAUAUUGCUUUCUCUGUUCAGACUCUUGCUCAAUUCAUGGAUACCCCACGAUUACCUCAUCUUCAUGCUACUCAUCGUGUGCUUCGUUAUCUUAAAUCUUCUCCUGGUCGAGGAAUAUUUUUUCCUGCUCAUUCAUCCCUUAAACUUACUAGUUUUACUGAUUUGGACUGGGCUAGUUGUCCUAAUUCUCGUCAAUUAGUUACUGGAUUCUGUAUUUUUCUUGGUAAUUCUCUGAUCUCGUGGCGAUCUAAGAAACAAACCACUAUCUCUCGAUCUUUUGCUGAAGCUGAAUACCGAGCUAUGGCAACUACUGCUUGUGAAUUAACAUGGCUUGUCACCUUACUCAAAGAUCUUGGUGUUUCAAUUUCUUUGCCUAUUUCUUUGUUAUGUGAUAAUCAAGCUGCAAUGCACAUCGCCUCUAAUCUUGUUUUUCAUGAGCGAACAAAGCAUAUAGAUAUUGAUUGUCAUUUAGUUCAUGAUAAAGUUCAAGCUGAAUUUCUUCAUCUUCUUCAAAUUCCAACACAUCAUCAGUUAUCUGAUAUUUUUACAAAAGCAUUGGGUUCUAAUGCAUUUCAUCAUCUCUUGUGCAAGAUGGGUAUGUUAAAUAUCCAUUCCCCAUCUCCAUCUUGA
Molecule: messenger RNA, 1173 nt
Organism: Malania oleifera
Lineage: Eukaryota; Viridiplantae; Streptophyta; Magnoliopsida; Santalales; Ximeniaceae
Exons: 2
Coding region: 1-1173 (390 amino acids)
Source: RefSeq, a predicted model, not a curated record